AUGGUGCGCGCAAUGACCACCCUGAAGCCACAGCUUGUGAGAGCUGAUACCCUGGACCUCCAAGAUCAUGAUGCGCCAUCGGCCAAAGAUCAUAGCAAACAACCUACACACCCUUCACCCUACGGCUAUGGCCCUGCCGCGCCUCAUCAGCAGCAGACUCUGAGACAUGCAGAGCACGAGGCUCAUCAGCAACAACACACAAGUCCCCGUGCUUCAGACGAUAGACCCAAUGGAGGUUUCCACUCCGACCAACACUUCUAUGACGACCUUGACGAUGACCGAGACGAUGACCACAUGACUUCGCAGAACGGUAUCAACGGAAACGGAUACCAUGGACACGACCUUGACGAUGGUGGAGCGGGUGACUCCCAUGAUGAGGAGGACAUGGAUGAUGAUCUGAUGGACAAGAUUUCCAGCUCACCCUCGAUUGAAGAUGGUAAAUACUCCCUCCCUAUCUGGCCGACAAGAGUCGAUUCUGUGGAUCUUGGAGCUUCCCCGGCUUCACCGACACCGACUCGAGGCGGUCAUUCUUCUUCCCCCUUUUCUGUUACCCCGGAUCAUUAUCCCUUGUCUUCAACCCAUGUAGUACACCCGGCAAGUCAUCAUGGUGAGUUUUCAUAUCAGAACAUUGUCAACACAGACGGAUAUCUCGAGAGCGACCCACUCGGAGAGGAGUAUGAGAUCCCAGGAAACCAAACGUCAAUGGCCUCUGACCCUGUGGCAACAACCCACUUCUACAACAUCCCCCUGUCCGAGUCGCAAGAAUUCCGAAGAUAUCUGUUGCCGACCCAUGACCCUCUCCUCGACGACGCAAUAGAAAGCUACGAGGACGAUUUUGUCUACGAAGAAAACGAGGACGACUGGGAAGACGAAGCCUCGUACUUGCCGGAUUUUGCGUCGAGUUCUGAUGAUGACACCGAGGAUUUCAAUUUUUCUCUUGACGAGCGUUUUAUCGACUCUGGUUGGGGAGGAGAAUGCUUACGAGAAAUAGAGGACAUUGACUUCGAGUUUGUGUACGCUCUGCACACGUUUGUGGCCACCGUCGAGGGUCAAGCGAAUGCCACAAAAGGCGACACUAUGGUAUUGCUGGAUGAUAGCAAUAGCUAUUGGUGGCUUGUCCGAGUUGUCAAGGAUGGGAGCAUUGGCUAUUUGCCCGCUGAACAUAUAGAAACGCCGACGGAGCGCUUGGCUAGAUUGAACAAGCACAGAAAUGUCGAUUUGUCCGCUUCAAUGCUUGGGGACAACACUGAAAAGUCCAAAAACCCGCUCAAGAAAGCCAUGCGACGGAGGAACGCCAAGACGGUACAAUUUACUGCUCCUACCUACUACGAACCUUCAGACUAUGACUAUUCUGAUGAGGAAGAUGAAGAGGGUGAUGAUGAGCCUCUUGAUGGGAACGAUGACAGGGACGACACUGAGCCUGCUGAAGAUCAGCAAGAUCUAUCCGGUACCACAGAAGCACGAACCCAAGAAGAAGCCGUCAACGUCACUGGAAUUCAGCGCAUGACGAGUAAUGAAAGUCUCAAAGAUGAAGUUGUGUCGAGUCCCGCCAAGAUUCAGCAAGUACAAGCCGGACGAGAACAACAAUCCGACGAGCCGAUGCAACGGUCGAGGAAGGGAGUCGUCAGAAAUACAGACUCUUUCUACCGAGAUGAAACCGUUGAAACCAAGAAGAUUUCGCUGACACCACGGCUUUUGCGCGGCGACGCGGAUGUAGCCCCUGCUGAACAACAAGAUUUGCGCCAGCGAGCGAGUUUAGAGAAUUUUGACAAAAUCGUCGGUUCAGACGACAAGUCGAAAGAAAAGAAGAAAGAGAAGAAAGGCAUGCUUAGCGGUCUAUUCAAACGAAAGAAGGGCUCAACUCCGGAAGAGAGCGAGAAGCCCGUUGAAGAUCAGCGACAAUCGCCACAGUCGAAAGACUCCCUUGAGUCUCUGACCUCAAGGCCCGAAUCAGGACCAGAGCGCAAGCCGAGCAAGUUACAAAAGAACCCCCCGGCAUCUCCCAAAUCUUCCGGUCCAGAUCAGAGAGCGCCUUCCGGGGAAGGCACCCUUACUUCACAAGCAGCUGGUUCCCGCCCGCCGGCUGCUAUCGCCUCCGCAGCCCCCAGAUCGGCCCCAGCCGCAUCGACAGUCAGGAAAGUCGAACCGGAUACAACACAGAGCGAAGAGGCCAAAGAGCCACAAUCGCUAGGCGCAGCUCAGCCAACUGUGCAGGUGAAUCGAUUUCCGUCACUUACAGAGAAGAGAUCCAUCUUCUCUCCUAUCACAACUGCACUGAAGCCGUCCCCGAACACAGCGACGGAUGGCGAUGCUUCCGUGAAAACCAUCUACUCGAAGCGAGCGAAGGAACGGUUUGCUCUUGAUGAUAGUGAUUCUGAGGAUGGGAAGACGGAAUAUGUCGAGGAAGACAACCGGAAAGCUGUAUCUCCCAUCUCAGAUCCUCAAGUAGCACUCUCUCGAUCAGACUCUGCAAUGCAGGUGUCACCGAUUGAACCAUCUGACAAGUAUGACGACUUGAAGUACAAGAGGCAACAGCAGGAAACCAUCAGAAUAUCACCAAUCCACGACGAACCCGCGCUGGUCGAGUCGGAAGGUACUGCCAGCACCUCAAAGCCAUCCCCUUCAACUGCGACACAUACGCCAUCAACGUCGAGGUCAACGCCUACAUGGUCAGAUGCAUCUUUACGUUCUUACAUGGAGAACAGCCAAGACAUCAAAGAUUUGCUCAUUAUUGUGCAUGACAAAUCCAACGUAACUCCUGUCGGGCCUGACCACCCACUCAUGCAUGAUCUCUUCUCAGUUGAACGAAACAAACUCGCCGAGAUGCAAGCACAGCUUGAUAACAUGCUGAUGGGUUGGAUAUCCAAAAAGAACUCGAGCUUGCUGUCCGGCACGAUAUGA
This is a messenger RNA of Exophiala spinifera, 2901 nucleotides long. RefSeq lists its product as uncharacterized. Gene Ontology annotation, cellular component: microtubule cytoskeleton; cell tip. Gene Ontology annotation, biological process: establishment or maintenance of actin cytoskeleton polarity. NCBI's taxonomy places the organism in Eukaryota, Fungi, Ascomycota, Eurotiomycetes, Chaetothyriales, Herpotrichiellaceae. The record is from RefSeq and is a predicted model, not a curated record. Gene Ontology annotation, molecular function: protein binding. The transcript is spliced from 4 exons. Bases 1 to 2901 code for a protein of 966 amino acids.